Monodelphis domestica (gray short-tailed opossum) is the source of this 2978-nucleotide messenger RNA. RefSeq names its product coenzyme Q8A (gene COQ8A). The record is from RefSeq and is a predicted model, not a curated record. Gene Ontology annotation, biological process: ubiquinone biosynthetic process. Lineage: Eukaryota; Metazoa; Chordata; Mammalia; Didelphimorphia; Didelphidae.
CACACACACACACGACAGAGCAAGAGCGCAAGAGCAGUUCCCAGCUCCUGCUCCCUGAAUCUUUUUUUCGCUUCCCUGAGGACUGGCUUCGAGGAAGGUCUGGCAAGUGAGGCAGUUUGCAACAUUUCUCACAAGGAUGGCGGCGGUCGUGGCUGCAGGCAAACGUCUCAGCGCGAGACGGAUAGGCCUACAUAACUGAAGGCUCAACUCUUGCAUAAGCCUUAACGGAGAUCCACCAUGUUGGGGGAUGCCAUCAUGGUGAUCAAAGGCUUAGCAAAGCUGACCCAAGCUGUGCUGGAGACCCAGCUCCAGUACCUGGGCUUUGGCGGGGAGAUUAUCACAGCAGCCAGGGCCCUGCAGACCACAGCUGAGGAACAGUUUAGCUUGGUCAUGGCAAGAAUGCAGGGUGCAGAUCAGGCUCAGGAGCGCUACUCCGACACCGGGGACGAUCCAGGCUCUGAAUUCCACUUUUCAGGGCCAGAGGCCACGCAGGCUUCAGACUUUUCUGCCUCUGCUCCUCCUCCUUCUCCUCCGUUUCCUGAUCAGUUCCAUAGAGAGGGCCUUGCUCCUGCCUAUGUUUCAAGUGGACCUUUUGGGGAAGCUGGGACUUCAGGCCAGCCUUUUGGUCCUGCCUCUGGAAAAAUCCAAGGGAAACUUUUUGGAGACUUUAGGGACCCAUUUGCUGCCUCCAGCAUGCAGAGAAGGUUUUUCCACCAGGACCAGUCUUCAGUGGGUGGUCUCACUGCCGAGGAUAUCGAGAAAGCCCGGCAGAGCAAGACUCAGCCUGGAAACAAGCCCCACAAACAGAUGUUAAGUGAGCGAGCACGGGAGCGGAAGGUGCCAGUCACGAGGAUCGGGAGGCUGGCUAACUUUGGAGGUCUGGCUGUGGGUCUGGGCUUUGGGGCUCUGGCUGAAGUGGCCAAGAAGAGCCUCCGCUCCGAGAACAGCACAGGAAAGAAGGCCGUGCUGGACUCCAGCCCUUUUCUUUCUGAGGCAAAUGCAGAGAGAAUCGUGAGCACCCUGUGUAAGGUGAGAGGAGCCGCCCUGAAGCUGGGGCAGAUGUUGAGCAUCCAGGAUGAUGCUUUCAUCAACCCCCAGCUGGCCAAGAUCUUUGAUCGGGUGAGACAAAGCGCGGACUUUAUGCCUCUGAAGCAGAUGACGAAAACUCUGAACAAUGACCUGGGCCCCAACUGGAGGGACAAACUGGAGUACUUUGAGGAGCGGCCCUUCGCCGCUGCCUCCAUCGGGCAGGUUCACCUGGCCCGGAUGAAGAACGGCCGAGAGGUGGCCAUGAAGAUCCAGUACCCCGGCGUGGCCCAGAGCAUCAACAGUGACGUAAAUAAUCUGAUGGCCGUCCUCAGCAUGAGCAAUGUGCUCCCUGAAGGCCUGUUCCCAGAACACCUCAUCGACGUGUUGCGGCGGGAGCUGGCCCUCGAAUGCGACUACAAGAGAGAAGCCGCCUGUGCCAAGAAGUUCAAGGAGCUGCUGAAGGAUCACCCAUUCUUCUAUGUGCCGGAGGUCAUCGACGAGCUCUGUAGCCCCCAUGUGCUGACCACAGAGCUGGUGUCCGGCUUUCCCCUGGACCAGGCGGAGGGGCUGAGCCAGGAGAUCAGAAAUGAGAUUUGCUACAACAUCCUGGUUCUGUGUCUGAGGGAACUGUUUGAGUUCCAUGUUAUGCAGACGGACCCCAACUGGUCCAACUUCUUUUAUGAUCCUCAGCAGCACAAGGUGGCCCUCCUUGACUUUGGGGCAACCCGGGAGUACGAUGAGUCGUUCACAGAUGUUUACAUCCAGAUCAUCAGGGCUGCAGCCAACAGGGACCGGGAGACCGUCCUGAAGAAGUCCAUCGAGAUGAAGUUCCUCACUGGCUACGAAGUGAAGGCCAUGGAGGAUGCCCAUCUGGAUGCCAUCCUCAUCCUGGGAGAGGCCUUCGCCUCGGACUCUCCGUUUGACUUCGGGAGCCAGAGCACCACCGAGAAGAUCCAUGGCCUGAUCCCCAUCAUGCUGAAACACCGGCUGGUCCCCCCACCAGAGGAGACUUACUCCCUGCACAGGAAGAUGGGGGGCUCCUUCCUGAUCUGCUCCAAGCUGAAGGCCUGCUUCCCCUGCAAAGCCAUGUUCGAGGAGACCUACAGCGACUACUGCAGGAGGAAGGCCGAGAAGCAGUAAUGGCCGCGCCUCCCCCGGUGGCCGCUUCAUCGAGCAAAGAACGAGAUCCUGUGUGUCCGGCCGUCCCCUGGCAGGGGGCAGCGAGGGGCUGCUACUGACCUACCCGUCCCCUUCCGCUUACCCAGGAGGGCCUUUUCUUGUAGGAAGUUGGGAGCGUGCUGAGCGGUGAGGAGGCGGCUGCCGGGGGUCCUCCCUGGCCCUGACAGGGUGACUCUACCGUGACUGGGAGGGUUGGAGGAGAAAGAAAACUGAACCGUGACAAAUCUCUGAGACCUGCUUACUGUUUAUUCAUUUUGUGAAAUAGCUUUGGACAAAGAAAGACGGGGGAUGUGAUUGGGUUUUCCUUUUCUUUAGCGGGGUUUUUCCUAAGGUGGAUGUUGCCUGUAGAAGUCCCCUCCUCACAUAGGCAGGAGAGAAAGCCGCCUAGGCCUCUGCAGAGUUUGUAGUGUAAGAUCGGGGGCUGCGUGUGUGGCUACAAAACGCUCUCCGGGUUCCUGACUUGUGUUUCCCUGCGGCUGGAGCUGGGGAGGAAGCGCCCAAAAAGCUACUGAAAUGAAUUCUCUGCCUUCCAGCAAGCUGUUCCUCUUAGGAGUUUCUCGCCAGCUGGUUCAGGGGCUGUGCGAGGGGCCAGGAGCUUCCUCCCCUUCUGAUCUCACCCAGGCCGAGUAAGUCUUUGCCGAAAUGAGCAGGAGAGAAAGUGACCAUCAGAUGCACAGAUUGACCUAAUGGGAAUAACCACCAGUGUGUGUUAGUUUUUGUACUUUCUUGUACUGUCCCACUUACGCAUCUCAAUAAAAUCUGAUUGUGGA